AUGAGCGAGAGCAACCCCAUCCCUGACUUUGACGCCGAGGUACAGAAACCACGCUUGCAUGCAAAUGGCUGCUGCCUCGCGGCCAGCCCUCAAGAGCCUGGCCGUGCUCGCUGUCGUCGCCUCACGCUGCUGGUACGCCUCCUCUUCAUCCGAUGCACUUGCAGCUCGCAGGCCUCACAGCCGCCAUCGCUUCGCUUUUGCCAGUACUACAAGCAUGUGGUCUAUGCUGUUGAGCGAUUUAUUGCCAAGAAUAAAGAAAAGGACCCCUUUGUCGAGCGAUUUGCCAAAAAUAUCCAAGUUACCAUAGAUCACCUAGCGCGUGCCAGUGCCAAAGAUCGCAAAGCUGCCGCGCACGUUGUUGGUCUCUGGCGCAAGAAGGAAUUUUUUGGCGAAACGAUCUGCGAUGCCAUGCUGGCCAAACUGGAGACCGGUGUUGACGAGUCAGCAGGCAAUUCGCCUGCCUCCACUCCUGCGAAUGACCCUCGCGCCGGCGCUGAUCCGCGCCUGGCUGCUGCCAAUGGCACCGAUCCGCGCCGAGUUGCUCAAGACCCGCGCACCUCAACAACUACCCCUGCCGACCCGCGCGCAGCCAAGACGGAUGAUCUGUUGUAUGAGAUGCCGAACACAGCUGGAGCGUCAUCAAACUCUUCUGCAGCCACAGGCCCGGGCGCAUCUACAAGCUCCGCUGGCACGACCGACUCGGCAAGCGACUUGCUGAAUAAUCUCUCUGCCGAUACCAAUGUUCUCGCUGCCCUCUCAAGCCUGCUGGCUCAGGUGCAGCAAACCAAGGAGCAGCCAGCUAGCGCUGAUGUCACCAUGGACUCCACAUCAGCCACGGCGCUACCGCAGGCCCCACCAGCUGCAGCCCACGAACUACGUUAUGGUGCUCCUCCCGAGCAUACCUACCCGCCUGCUCAAGCUCCUCGCGGUCAGGGCAUGGGUGAGAGUGCCUUGCCACAGCACGGAAACUUUUUGCCACCCGGUGGUCAGUUUGCACCACCACUUGAUGGUCCCCCACAACAGAUGCAGUCUUCCUACCCGCAGCAGGGGCAACAGUUCUUGCCUCAGAACCAGGCCCAGUCGCAGCCACCGCGAUCUCCGACUCAAGCCCAUUCGCAACAGCAACAGCAACAGCAACAACAACAACAGCAGCAGCAUUCGUUUUUACCGCCAGCCAUGGGAUCGCAUGGCCCAAACCCAUCAUUUCAGCCGCCGGGCCCAGGCGCACCCGACCACGAUCCCAACCCAGGCCACCCCGGGCAGGGAUUUCCUGACGCAAAACCAUCGGCACCGCAUGGCUCAGACAAUCGGCACCCCGGUGAAGCCCCUCCGAAUGGUGCUGGCUGGAACGAGGGCCACCACCUCCCAGCUCACCAGAAUUUCGGAGCACCAGGGCAGCAGCCACAUCAGCCACCGCACAAUUUUGGACCGCCCAUGGGCCAGAUGGGCAUGCCUCACAUGGGCUUUGCCCCGCCAGGCGGACCCGUGCCUGGUAUGAACAUGAUGGGUCCGGGUUUCAAUUCGACCAGCAUGGGCAUGAUGCCUGGUCCAGGUGCUAUGAUGGCUCAACCAGGCAUGCACUCCAUGGGGGGCCUGCCGCCUUUCAAAGAAGGAGACCCCUUUGAUGAUUGUCCAAAGAAUACUGUGCGCUUGGUGAGUAGCACGCUGUGGAUUGGCUCACUUCCACCAGAUGCCACUGAGCAUGAAGUUGAACGCCUCUGCGAACCGUAUGGCUGCCUCGAUUCGAAGUUUAUGGGGAGCAAGCAGCAAGCGUUUGUAAUUCUCGAGUCACGCCAGGCGGCUGAAGCAGCAGUCAAGGUGCUGGAUGGGGCACGUUUUCGACAGGCGCGUCUCAAGGUCAACUUUGCCAAAGGCUUCAUUCAAAAAAACUCGCAGGAUUGGAACCAGCACAACGGCGUCUCCUACCUCGAGCUGUCGCGUAUCAGUCCCAAGAACCUGAAACAGUUGGUCGACGGCUGUGUAGUGGACCGGUGUACUGCACCGCCAGCGUUGCUCAACGAUCUAGCUGCCUUCCCACAUAAAUUUUAUUCUAGCGAAAACAUUGGUGGCGUGAAAGGUAUCACCGAUCGUCGGGAGGGCAAGAUUCCACUGGAACAGGAAUACCCUGUGCCAGACUUGAUUGCUUUGGCACCAGACGACCCACCCGCACGAUCACGAUCGCGAGACCGCCACGAUACCCGCCGUGAUGAACGUUGGGAAAGGGGCGGUGGGCACCGUGAUGGGCGCGACUAUCGCCGUGAUUACCCACGUCGCGAAGAUCGUUACCCAGACCGCCGGGAGCGCGACUUUGAUCGCGAUGGCGACCGCCAUAGCCAUCACUCGGACCGCGACAGUCGGAGCCGCGACCGGGGUUACGGCCAUCCUGACCGGUAUGCCGAUGACGGUCGGCGGAGUCGUGACAGAGAGCCUCACGGCCGGGAGCAUCGUUCCUCGAGCCGGGAUCGUGGUCAUGGCCGUAGCUACGGCCAGGAUCACGAGAGUAGCUAUCGUGACCAGACACGCGAAGAUAAUUACAGCGCGAAUGCGGGAGACCAAACCAUGUCGACGUUUGCUCCACCAGAGCCUCGAAACACGCGAUGGCAAUAA
Messenger RNA from Monosiga brevicollis MX1, 2607 nucleotides. RefSeq lists its product as uncharacterized. The record is from RefSeq and is a predicted model, not a curated record. Gene Ontology annotation, molecular function: RNA binding. Bases 1 to 2607 code for a protein of 868 amino acids. Gene Ontology annotation, cellular component: cytoplasm; nucleoplasm; ASAP complex. The transcript is spliced from 7 exons. NCBI's taxonomy places the organism in Eukaryota, Choanoflagellata, Craspedida, Salpingoecidae. Gene Ontology annotation, biological process: mRNA splicing, via spliceosome.